AUGAUAAAAACCAGUCACAACAAUGGUGUGAAUGAAGAGUUGGCAACUCAAGGACUAGUGGUUGAUGGUGGUGGAGAGAGGAAAGGAAGUGAAGGGAUUGUGAUCGGAAUGGGAGGAAUUGAAGGGAUGUUUGGCAGUGAAGUGACUGGCAGCGGCGGUAGGGACACCUUCGGAGCUGCAGGCAUGGUGGGCAGCGGCGGAAUCUGGGUGGUUGGCAAAGGCGGCAAUGUUGGCUUUGGCAGAGUUGGGGCUGUUGGCAUUGGAGGCAUUGCUGGAAGUGGAGGCAGUGUGGACUUUGGCAGAGAUGGAAUCGUAGGCAGUGCUGGUGCUGAAGUUUGAAGCAGCUGGCGAGCUCCGAGGCCCAUUUCGAAGCUUGAAAGAGAUAAAAU
This is a messenger RNA of Ilex paraguariensis (yerba mate), 389 nucleotides long. NCBI's taxonomy places the organism in Eukaryota, Viridiplantae, Streptophyta, Magnoliopsida, Aquifoliales, Aquifoliaceae. The record is from the annotation of a GenBank genome assembly.